CGAAUAGAUACCAUGUAUUAAAUGUGUAUUUACGGUGCAAGCACACCAGUUGAUUCGCGACGACAUGGCCGUUCAGUUGCAAAAGUUUUUCACUAAACUGGGCAAUGCUAACCCUGUUCAAUCGGCUAGGAAUUUGUCAGUUUCGGCGUGUACGAGAAGCCAAUCAUCAUUUCGAUGGAACGACGCGCUGAAUUUGGAGUCGCAAUUAACGCAGGAUGAGAUCCAGGUUCGAGAUCAGUUCCGAGUUUAUUGCCGGGAGAAGCUGCUGCCGCGGAUAAAACAUGCCAAUAGAACCGAGUACUUUGACAAGAAUAUAAUUACCGAGUUGGGGGAAAUCGGUGCCUUAGGUUGCACGAUUAAGGGAUACGGAUGCGCGGGAAUUUCAAACGUAGGAUAUGGUCUCCUGGCUAAAGAAAUCGAGGCUAUUGACAGCAGUUACAGAUCAGUUCUUUCCGUACAAUCUUCCCUCGUUAUGGGCGGUAUUGACAUGUUUGGAAGCGAAGAGCAGAAACAAAAAUAUAUUCCGGCGCUAGGAUCUGGAAAACUAAUCGGAUGCUUUGGACUUACCGAACCGAAUCACGGCAGCGAUGUAUCCUCGAUGGAAUCUCGAGCCAAAUACGACGGAACAAAAAAGGUUUACAAAUUAUCAGGGAGCAAAACUUGGAUAACCAAUUCACCGGUGGCGGAUAUUCUCCUUGUUUGGGCAAAGUGUGAAGACGGAAAAAUUCGGGGUUUUAUCGUCGAGCGAAAGGGUAACGAAAUGGGACUGUCGACGCCGAAGAUCGAGGGGAAAUUUUCUCUGAGAGCUUCGGUUACCGGAAUGAUUUUAAUGGACGACGUUAUAGUGCCGGAAAACAACGUGCUCCCGAAUGUUGCCAGUUUGAGGGGGCCUUUCAGCUGCUUGAACAAUGCGAGAUACGGCAUAGCCUGGGGUGCUUUGGGGGCCGCUGAAGCUUGUUUAACUUUAGCAAGAGCUUACACUAUGGACCGGACACAAUUUCAUAGACCUUUGGCGGCUAAUCAAAUUAUGCAAAAGAAAAUGGCCGAUAUGGUAACCGAGAUAUCUAUCGGACUGCAAGCCUGCCUGCAAGUUGGUAGACUCAAGGAUAAGCAGGAAGCAACACCGGAAAUGAUAUCUUUAAUAAAACGAAACUCGGCUGGAAAGGCGUUGGACAUUGCGAGAACAGCGCGAGACAUGCUUGGUGGAAAUGGUAUUUCCGACGAAUAUCACAUAAUACGACACGUGAUGAACCUCGAGGCAGUAAACACUUACGAAGGUACUCACGACAUUCACGGAUUGAUACUUGGCAAGGCGAUAACUGGAAUAGCAGCAUUUGCCAAUUAAAAGAUAAUGCGAUAGAUUUACUCAGGGAAAGAGAACAAUGAAAUCAUCGUAUAAAUUGUGAGAUUGGUUUUUACGUCCGAAGAUCAUUCGAACGUUAAAUUACGUUAAUGUAUUGUUUCUUUUCAUUUUUUUUAUUCACUUUUCUUGUUUCUUCGUUUGUUGUUUUAUAUUGAAUAAAAAUUUUGUUGAGAAAUAAAA
Molecule: messenger RNA, 1543 nt
Organism: Neodiprion fabricii
Lineage: Eukaryota; Metazoa; Arthropoda; Insecta; Hymenoptera; Diprionidae
Product: glutaryl-CoA dehydrogenase, mitochondrial
Exons: 8
Coding region: 65-1345 (426 amino acids)
Biological process (GO): fatty-acyl-CoA biosynthetic process; fatty acid beta-oxidation using acyl-CoA dehydrogenase
Cellular component (GO): mitochondrial inner membrane
Molecular function (GO): fatty-acyl-CoA binding; glutaryl-CoA dehydrogenase activity; flavin adenine dinucleotide binding
Source: RefSeq, a predicted model, not a curated record